AUGGAGAGAAGUUUAUUAAGUGAUAAGGCUAUAUUGAGCCAUAUGCAGAAGGGAACAAUCACAAUCUCACCAUUCAUUAGAGAGAACUUGUCUACAAGCAGUUAUGAUGUCACACUUGGUCCAUACUACUAUAGAGAAACACUGCCAGAGGCUGGGCAAGGUAUCUACAACCCAUACAGUCAGACAAUGGUCAAUAGAGUAUGGGGACAGUAUCAGAUCGCUGAGAAGGCAAAGGUGUGGUCAGAGCGAUCAGGUAUCAAGCUGGAGAAUAUAGACGAUGAGGACUACAUCAUUUGGAUUAAGCCAGGCGAGACUAUACUCGGUCACACCAACGAGUUCAUUGGAGGCAACACCACAGUCACCACGAUGAUGAAGGCGCGCUCAUCGCUCGGUCGCAACUUUAUCGAGGUGUGCAAGUGUGCUGGAUGGGGCGACGUCGGCUACACAUCGCGAUGGACGAUGGAGAUCACCAACAACUCACUCAGCUACUCGAUCCCUCUGGUCGUGUUCCGUCGCGUGGCCCAGAUCAUCUUCUUUGACACCGAGGGCAUUGUCGGCCCAUCGUACGAGAGCAGCGGCAAGUAUCAAGUGUCCAACGACGUCGAGUCCCUGAGGAAGCAGUGGCAGCCAUCCGAGAUGUUGCCCAAGAUGUACAAGGAUCGCGAGAUCAAGAACAAGAAUCCAGUCUUCUCAAUCAGCGACUAUGGU
This is a messenger RNA of Acytostelium subglobosum LB1, 708 nucleotides long. RefSeq lists its product as hypothetical. The annotation marks the transcript as partial. NCBI's taxonomy places the organism in Eukaryota, Evosea, Eumycetozoa, Acytosteliales, Acytosteliaceae. The record is from RefSeq and is a predicted model, not a curated record. The transcript has 2 exons.